Messenger RNA from Symbiodinium sp. CCMP2456, 638 nucleotides. NCBI's taxonomy places the organism in Eukaryota, Dinophyceae, Suessiales, Symbiodiniaceae. The record is from the annotation of a GenBank genome assembly.
GAGUUGCACGAAGAGCUCCAGGUUGGCAAGACAAAGUCCGUCUCCAGGCGAUGGCUGGUGGGGACUUUCACGGAGGGGCAUGAGCUCUCCGCGUCGCGAAGAAGCAGCAACAUCUCCGAGGUCACCCCCAUCUCCCCGCGAUCAUCACUGAAAGUGGCGGCUUCCGAGGAGGCACAUUCCGAGCGGGACGAGAACGAGGCGGACAUCGAGCCCACAGACACGGCGGACAUCGUGGUCAGCCUGUCUGGUGAGACCGAGGUCGCCGAACUCUUGCAAGGCGUGGGACGGUUGGACUUUGACGUCCUAGCCUUCGCCGAGCUGCCAGGGAUCAAGGGCCACAUGCUCGAGGUCCUUUUCCAGAAGGCGGCACAGCAUCACAAUCUGCUUGAGAAGUUGGAGGAUCAGUCGGCUGUGAAGGAGGGGCUUCUUUUCCGAAGCCGGCUGCCGAAAUUCCUGCGCACCAUUGAGGAGAGCUAUCGCUCUGAUGUGCCCUACCACACGGCCGUCCAUGCGUCGGAUGCGAUGAUGACGAUGGAGUGGCUCCUCAGAUCUCAGAGCUUGCUUGGCCAGAUCUCAGCUGUCGACCACCUGAUGGCCCUGGUAUCCAUGGCGAUCCAUGACGUGGGACAUCCUGGGAG